AUGCCCACAACUUGUGAAUUUCAAUUAGAUCGCCUUAAUUUAGUGUAUAAUAGUGGCGAAUAUGUGAAAGGACGAAUUUUACUUUCAACGAACAAAACGAAACGUGUUAAUGCGGUGUACGUAACAUUUGAGGGUGAGGCCAAAGUGCAGUGGUCCAUUAGUGGUAAAAAUGAGACGAGUUAUUAUGGACAUCAACAAUAUUUAUACACCCGCACUAAUGUACUUAGUAGUCCAGAUUUUCGUGCUGGCACCCAUAUUUAUGCCUUAACACUGCGUAUCCCCGAGGACAGUCCGUCAAGUUGCAAAGGACCAUUUGGCUAUAUUGCCUAUAGUAUUUCCUUAACAAUUGAAAAACCUUGGAGUUUUGAUGAAGUUUUUCGCAAACCCAUAAUUGUAUUGCAGAAUUUAAACUUAAACCAUUCACCGGAAUUUGCGCUUCCGAUAAGAGAUGAGAGUGUCAAAUAUUUUUGCAAUUGGCCAUGCAAAUCGGGUCCUAUUUGUGUUCAACUUAUACUGCCAUAUUCUGGUUUUGUUCCCAUGCAAGAGAUACCAUUUUUCGUAGAAAUUGACAAUCAAUCGCCACAUUACGACAUAAUCAGUGUGGAGGCAAAAUUAAAGCAACAUUUUGUCUUUUUGGCACACAAACCAUUAAAAAGAAAUUUCCAUACAAGAACAUUGGUCAGGAGUCAAUACAGUGAAAGCACCCUACGUCUAACGAAACGACUAUAUGAGGGCAAAAUAUGUGUACCCUCCGAUACACCAAGGUCAACGUUAAACUUGAACUUCAUCGUCUUUUUGCAUUACACAUUGCAAGUGAGGCUAAAAACUGGCUGUUGCCAUUACGAUGCAGAUUUAUCGGUGCCAGUAGUAAUUGGCACGGAGCCAUUGCAACUGCUGGCAGAAAAUGAGUCGGUCACUACUCAGCCUACCAGCCGAGCACAAAGGCGUGCCUUGUUAGCAUUACGCGAAACCGGCGAAAUUGUGGACAAUGGAAAUAUAACAGAUGAGGAUGAGCAUAUUGAUGAUCAUCCGCCUUCUUAUGAUAGUUGUUUACCACCCUCUUUUAGUUAUGCCACACUUGGCAGUCAACAGACCUUAGAGUCCAGUAUACCAUCAUUGCCACAAGAGACCAAACCUAAUCAGCGAACACGCAUUAAUAUGCCAAAAUUUCCAGACUAUAAUACUUUUACCUCUGCACCGCAAUCGGCUAACCGAUCUGUUGAUUCGGUGUACGAUACACACUUAUAUAAUUCCUCGACAUCUUUGCCGGCUGAAGCGCGCACUGAUAGUACCGGUAGAAGUUUAGAUACCUUCGGUUCAAAUUGUGGCAUUUUAAAUGAAACCGACGAAAGUGUUGUAGAAACGGAAGAUAUGUAAAAUUAAUUAGCUGUUCUA
Messenger RNA from Teleopsis dalmanni, 1395 nucleotides. Its product is annotated as arrestin domain-containing protein 3. The transcript has 4 exons. Lineage: Eukaryota; Metazoa; Arthropoda; Insecta; Diptera; Diopsidae. Bases 1 to 1377 code for a protein of 458 amino acids. Gene Ontology annotation, cellular component: cytoplasm. The record is from RefSeq and is a predicted model, not a curated record. Gene Ontology annotation, biological process: protein transport.